Planococcus citri (citrus mealybug) is the source of this 2477-nucleotide messenger RNA. RefSeq lists its product as uncharacterized. The record is from RefSeq and is a predicted model, not a curated record. Bases 213 to 2060 code for a protein of 615 amino acids. NCBI's taxonomy places the organism in Eukaryota, Metazoa, Arthropoda, Insecta, Hemiptera, Pseudococcidae. The transcript has 2 exons.
UAUUCAACCGCAUUGCUAAUGGAAUUUUGCUACUUAGUUUCCUGCAUAAGUUUUAGUAGCACUUCGUACUGUGUGUGUCUGUGUUGUACUAUGUUCAAUUCGGUAGCCUGGGAGCUCGAUUCAGAUCUUUCAAUUUUGCAUACGUGACCGUUUGGAGAAAAAUUUCGAUUAAUAAGUUCGGAUCGAAAUAGAGUCGAGUGAAGACCAACAAAAUGGCUGGAAUCAAUUCUGAAGUGUACGAUGUUUUUCAUCCGAAUCCAGUAUCUCUGAAAGACCUACCAGCGAUGGCCGUUAGCCUGGGAAUAUGGCGCUGUGAAGUGAUGAAAUAUCGUUCUAGCGAUGAUACAUUGACAAGAUUUAAUCCAGAGGUCCAAAAUAUUUCAUCAAAUACUGUGCUGCCUCAUUUACCAUCUGUGAUUCGUGCUACGAUCGAUAGAUAUUUGACGAAUUUUAGAUUCUCAUUGGGCCAAUGGCUGCAUAGUCAUCACGAACGAGUAUUUCAUUUUCAUUACAACCAUCAGAACCAUGUUUUGCGAUACUUCGACGAUUUCGUGUGUGAUUAUAACGGAACUAUUCAUUAUGUGAAGACAGCCGAGCGUAUGAUGCAUUGUGAUCAAUUUGACGUGCAGCAAAAGUUCAUAAUUGCUUGUACGUAUUUCUUCGAGGACGAUAUCAGACGACUUUGGCCAUUAGUAUCGAGCAAUAUGGAUUUGAAUAGUAUCAAUUUCUCAGUAAGCCCACAAUUGUAUUAUUGGAUUUGUUACCUGAAAAAAAGAUUAGAUAAAAUACCAAUCUCACGCUGGGACAAUUGUGUCGAGAAUGUAAUGUUAACCAGAACCAUGACUCACAACAGACCAUCUGUGGAAUAUUUCUGGAACCGUAUACCGACAGAAAGUAGAGUGCAAAAGGGUUAUGACCUUUUCCACAGUGACGUGCAAUCUUUCGCUCGGUAUAUUUUUCCAAAGUUGGACGAUCAACAGCUCGAUAAUUUUGUUAAUGUUGGCGAAUAUGGUUUCGAAUUGAUGCGUGCUCUGUGUCUAAACUCUUGGUACGAUAAGGAAUUCAUUCAUUCGAUUUGGAUGCGAAUUCGAAACGUAAUAAACCAAACGGCUUUUACAAAUGGAAUCAUAAUUGCAUUGCAAUUUGAGAAUGGAGAAUAUAUUUCAAUGUUAGGUAUAAGCUACUAUGAGGACUAUAAAGAUGACAAAGAUGGCUGUAUUCGCAGGAAUUGGUUUAAUAUGUGUUGCGAAAUAUGGAACAGUGCUCCGGAAAGGUUGAAACGUUCGGCAGUUGAAGAAAUUACAUCUAAUUAUAGACUGUUUGAAGGCUUACAGACUUUAAGUAGUUCAAUUCCACCAGAGCCGAAAGAAUACGUAUUCUUCUCAACUUUUCUUUCGUAUGCCACUUACGAGGAGAGGAAAACGUUUUGGUCUGAUUGCUGGAGACGUUUGAUUCAAGGCACACGAUGCCAAGAUUUCAAAAAAUUGAUGAACUUGUGUUUUGAAAACGAAGAUGAGAUUACCCAAUUCAGGGAAAACGUCAUGGCCAAUAACGACAAUGGUAUUAUCUUUUAUAUUUGCGAAUCAUAUCUGCUAGAAUUCUGUUUCGAUGAAGUGAAUGAGUUUGUGAGUCUUUCAAGGCCGGAUACACAAGCAGCUAGAAAUUUCAAACAACAAAUACUGCAGUCAGUUUUUUUCGGCGAACUUCGAUACUUUCGUGAAAUUGAAGUUAUGAUCCGUAGGCCAAGAGAAUUGAAUGAAUUCAUCAACGAUGCCUACAACGAUACCGAUAUGUCUUGGAAUUUUAAAAAUCAACUUGUAUGUUCACCUGUUUUACUCCAGAUUUUACCCUGCUCUGCUUUUUCUGUUCCUAUAGAACUGUUUAAGGAAUUUAUCGAUUUGUUUGUUUCGAGCAAAGAUAUCGUGUUGCAGAUAAAAACAGGUAUAAUUGAUUUUGUAAAAAAAGUAGCUGACCUUAAAACUACUGUAUCCGAGUCUUCUUUAACUUCACUUCUAUCAUGGUGUUUAGAAAACGAUGAGGAAUUUAUGGAAUUCAAAUGAAUUUCUUAGGCUUCAAUCCGUAAUGGACCUACUUUAAAGAGAUUUUGAUUGUUAUGUACCUGUUUGUCGAGUCAAAUUUUCUUUGCACUUUUUUGAAACCAGAUUGGAAAUUUUCACUUUCUCAAAUCAAACGUUUGAAUUUUUUAAAGUUAAUUCAUAUUUUAUAAUAUUUUUUGUUUUGUUUUCUGUUAUCAUAGCUUUACCUACUACUGUUUGUUCAUAAGUUUAAUACUCGUAUUUGAUGAAUAAUUAAACUUUCAAAUUUAUGGUAAACUCUUACGUUUUUUUCUCAAUGUCGGCAGGGAAUGGAGGGGAGAGGAGAUCUUCGCUGUUUUGUGUUGGAGUUCUCUCACAUGGUUGCAGAAAGAAAAUGUAGGUAGGUAUCUACAUAUCUUCAUUUCGGUGUCAACCGUUCGU